AUGGCCCCUGUAAAAGUCGCCGUUGCUGGAGCCACAGGCAACAUCGGCCUCCCGGUGGUGAAGGCACUUCUUGACGCCAACUAUUCCGUCAUCGCAUUGACCCGCAAGGGAAGCAACAGCGCCUCCAAACUGCCCCAGUCUAGCAACCUUGCCGUGAAAGAAGUCGACUACACGUCGGUACCCGAUCUCACCGCCGCUCUCGAGGGUGUCAAAGUAGUGGUCUCGACCCUUGCAACCAGCAGCAUUGGAGAGCAGAAUCCUUUGAUCGAUGCCUCCAUCGCCGCCGGAGUUGAAAGAUUCCUCCCAUCCGAGUUUGGCAGCGAUACAUGCAACCCCAAGACCGCCGCUCUCCCAGUGUUCAAGUUCAAGGUCGCAACGCAGGAAUACCUCAAGACAAAAGUCAGCGAGAACCCGAAAUUCAGCUACACACUGGUCAUCACCGGGCCCUUUUUCGACUGGGGCCUCCAGCACGGCUUCUUUUUGAACCCGGCCAAACAUACGGGCACGCUGUACAACGGCGGCGACGUAGUAUUCUCGACCACGACGCUGGGAUCCAUCGCCCAAGCCGUGGUCGGGGUCGUGGGACACCUCGCCGAGACCGCCAACCGCCCGGUCUACGUGCACGACACGGCGACCACGCAGAACAAGUUGAUCGCCUACGCCAAGGAGAAGGACGGCAAGGACUGGGACACGUCCGUCAAAUCAACCAAGGACAUUUACCAGGAGAGCAUGACCGAGUUGACCAAAGGCGGAGACAUUGGCAAGGCGAUGGUCGGGUUCAUUCUGAGCAGCAUCUUUGGCGGUGAGGAGAUGGGGGGAACUUUUGUGGGCAGGACGGACAACGCAUUGUUGGGCCUCAAGGAGUUGAGUGAGCAGCAAGUCAAGGAAAUUAUCCAGAGCUUGGUGUAA
Fonsecaea multimorphosa CBS 102226 is the source of this 909-nucleotide messenger RNA. RefSeq lists its product as uncharacterized. NCBI's taxonomy places the organism in Eukaryota, Fungi, Ascomycota, Eurotiomycetes, Chaetothyriales, Herpotrichiellaceae. The coding region runs from base 1 to 909 and encodes 302 amino acids. Gene Ontology annotation, molecular function: oxidoreductase activity. The record is from RefSeq and is a predicted model, not a curated record. The transcript has a single exon.